This is a messenger RNA of Saccostrea cuccullata (small rock oyster), 1488 nucleotides long. RefSeq lists its product as uncharacterized. Gene Ontology annotation, biological process: protein ubiquitination. Gene Ontology annotation, molecular function: ubiquitin-protein transferase activity; metal ion binding. NCBI's taxonomy places the organism in Eukaryota, Metazoa, Mollusca, Bivalvia, Ostreida, Ostreidae. The coding region runs from base 143 to 1144 and encodes 333 amino acids. The transcript is spliced from 11 exons. The record is from RefSeq and is a predicted model, not a curated record.
UUACCAUCAUCCUGAAUUUGAUCAUAAUGUCGCUGUCAUUCAGUUUGGAAGGGACGUCAAAUACCUACAUUAUUUCUCUAACGACUACUUGUCUUUAAAGCACGUUUUAGAAGGUGUUACUUGUGAAGGACCAUCAACAAUUAUGGAGGGAUUAACCUUGUCAAUUUCUGCCCUGGAUGAUGGAAAUCGAUCAACCAAUGUUGGACCAUUCACCAAUAGGGCUAGAGUGGUUUUCAUUUCGAAUGGCAGUACGAAGACUGGUAAUCAUUUAGACGAAGAAGAUGGAUAUUUAACCGCUAGCUCUAGAAGAGAAAAGACAAAAGUGCAUAUCUUAAACCUCGCCAAGAAAAUAGGAAAUGCAAAUCCAAUUGUCUGUAUCCCUGUCGGAAAAGAGCCAGAUGUUUGUUUACUUGGAGGAGUUGCGUAUGGGUCCAAAGGCGGAAAACUCCUACAUCACAAAGAAGCCAAGCAGUAUGCAAGAUAUACUUUAAAUAUGUUAGUUGCCGGAGAAAUUAUGGGCAGAAUUCCCCCGUCUGAAUAUACAAUAGAUGAUAUAAAGACAGCUGUCAUUGAUGGAAGAAAACAACAUGAUUUCAAAGAAAAGGAUCUGGAAGACGUGUUUGAAAUUCUGAAGAACAGACACGCUUAUGAUAUGAAUGUGUACCCGGAUGAAGAAUCAAUGGAGGAAUGUGAGUACCGUGGGCGCGAUAGUCGACUUCCGCCUCCUGGAACACGUGUUCGAAGAGGACCUAAUUGGCAUUAUAAUGAUCAGGACUCAAACGGUCCGGGAACAAUAAUUGGGCAUUGGACUCGAGAUGCCUGGGUUUAUGUUGAAUGGGAUACUGGAAUGAAAUUUCCAUAUGAGUAUGACACUGAAAAUGUCGAUUCAGGAGAUAUUGUCAUCACUAUGAACCUAGGUUAUUACAAAGAGAAAAUAUUGCAGUUGGAUGUCUUGUUCAGAGAGGUCCUGAUUGGAAAUGGAAAAACCAAGAUGGUGGUCCUGGAAAUAUUGGGGCGGUGUAUAGAGUCAAGGAAAACGUUGUCUAUGUACGAUGGGAAAAUGGAAAUAAAAGCAAUUACAGAUUUGGUUAUAAUGGCAAAACAGAUGUUGUCGUUUGUGAUCCAUUUGACGAAAGCAUGGUAACCAGUAUGUCAUGUGUGGUAUUUACAAAAGGAAAAAAAGGAUAACAAACGCUCAAAGUCCUUAUAUAAUUAUAUAUUGAUUUAUAUACUUUGAUGAAGAUUUUUUUCAUCGUUCAAAGUCCGAUUUUCAAUUUAAAUGAAAGCAAUUGAAACAAGCAGAAAAUUUCAAAGUAAUAAAAAUACAAUUCAUUUAUCGCAGAAUAUUACAUGUAUUUAUCAGUCCAAUGACUGUAAAAAUGCUUGGAAAAAGAUUAAGAUACUAAAAGUUUAUAAACAAAGGGAUUGGAUACAUCAUAAGAAUGAAUUAUUUGAGAAUGCUGUAGUUUUGUGACAGAAAAAUGACAA